GGAUCUUCCCAAGCUGGGGAUAGAAUCUGGGCCUCCCACAUUGCAGGCAGACUCUAUCCUGUGAGCCACCGUUCAGAACUAUCCAUCCUUUGCAUCUCCUCUGUACCCCUCCUCUAUGUGUCCCCCAGAACUCCCGUCUGUGGCUGAGUGCUGCAGACAGAACUGGGAGCUGGGUCCUCCUCCCCUUCCUUCUCGUCCUCCUUGUUAGGGGAGGCGUGGCCAGCCUUCCUCGCUGUGCACUUGGCUCAGGGAGAUCUUUGGCCCGUGGCGUCUUGGCCUUGGUCCCAUCUCAGGGGCCCGCGCUGGCGUUCCCCGUGUGUUGCAGGCUGCCUCACUUAAUAGAGAACAGAAAGUCACGCAUUCUUUGUUUCUUCCCUGGGGCAGGGGAGAAGGUGGGGGGAGGGUUGUUCCUACUUUUCCACUGCAGUUUUGUUCCAGGGCUUUUGAGGGUACUAAUUGGUACCAGCCUGGAAGGGUCUGCUGGUAGGUGGGUUUAGACCAGCACCCUGGCCUCGGAGAUGCAGCUACCAGGAGGUACCAGAUGAAUGGAUGGGAGGAGGGUGUCCCGGUCCCCCAUCCCCCUGCAGCCCGGCCUUGCCCUCUGUCCCAGCGCUCACUGCCCCCUCUCUCCAGCAUCAGGGUAGAAUGUUAAUACCUCUCGUGAAGCUGGGACGUUGUAAGGGACCUAGCUUCUCAUUCACAGUUGUAUUUGAUCAACAUGGUUCAGUAAUUAUCUGUUUCAGUGAAUUCGUCUCUGGCGUUGGCAUCAGGAUACAGAGUCCGAAAGAGCAUCAUGGACUCUGCUCAUUACAAAGACAAAUGUAAUGAGACCUUGUGAGUCAGACCCUCCAGUGAGUCUCCAUGUUGCUCAGAGACACUCAGUCUUGAUCCUGGCUUCUGAAUCCCGCACACCCUCCACCCUACCCACAUGCAUGCCCCUCUCGGAUCCAAGGUCAUAGCAUACUCCCUGCCAAAGGUGCUAGGGCCUGGCAGGUACCUGGGAAGUUCCCACUUUAGAAUCUUUCAUGAUGGCUUCCUGCCACCCAGCCCAAAGCCUGGACAGCACAGGGCCCUGGCAAAUACGCAUCGAGUGAAUCAGUUGAAUGGCUAGAUCGUGCGUGGUUGAUAGCCUCAAGAAGUGGGCAGAAUCUGUGUUGUCAGCUCCGUUUUCCAGCUGAAGGGGUGGUUCAGAGAGGGUCGGGCACUCGUUCACAGUCACACAGCCAAUGGGGUUGAGCAGCCUGGUGAGAACUGGAGUCUCCAGACUCAGCCUGUGCUUUCUGGCUCAGCUCUCUCUGACUCAGUGGCUGUUUCCCUUCAUCCACGUCUACACCCCUGUAGGUUCCUGACAUCAGGGCCACAGCAAGGAAUGGGGCUGAGUGUCCAUCCUCAUGGAGCGCCCAGCUCAGGGAAGAGACAGACAAGCACACAGCAUAGGCAGAGAGGAGCCGGGAUGCAGUGGAAGAGGCCCCUGCUCAGGCCGGGUGUGGGCAGGCCUUCCUCCCGGAGUCUAGGCAGCCAAGCAGGGUGCGGUGGAUUUUCUGGAUGGUGUGGGGACGGCCAGGCUGGGUGCCGAGGCCAGAACAACUGUGACCUGUGGGUCAGUCCUGUUGCUUCAAGUUGCAAGCAGUCUGCUUUACACAAUAAAGGGGAUUUAUCCUCUGAUGUCACUGAAAAGUCAAGGCCCAGAGAGGGCGGCAGGCAAGAUCAAAUAGGGACUCAACACCGAUCGCCUCUUCCAGCGAGGGAGUUAAGUGUCUGGAACAACUCCAGAUCUCACAUCCAAGCAGCAAACUGGCCAAAGCCAAAGAACAUCUCUCUCCCCGCUCCUCUGCAAAAGCCAGGAAUUUCGCUCCAGAUGAAUUAGGCUGCGUGCCCAUCCCUGGACCAAUUACUGCAGUAGGAGGGGUGGGAACCCUCUACCUGCCAAGUUAGAUCGGAGCCCGCCCUUGAGGAUAAGCAGGUUACUCUGACUUAGAUGGCAGAGCUGGUUGCUGGACAGAGGAGCAGGGGGCAGCUGGAAGGGACGGCUCUGGACACCAUUAGGUUCUCCAUACACGUCACGCUGUCACAAGUACCAAGUGGAGCAGGAGGCAAAUGGAGAGAUCUUGCCCCCCGGGCUGAGGCCUCGAGGAAGCAGUAGAAGCAACACAUCUUGUCCUGACUGUCUCCAGGACGGCGCCGUGGAUUUAAUCUGAUUUUUGAACUGCCCUCUUUCUACCAGAAAGUAAUCAAUCUCCUUUUCGCUGUCACUUCCCUAGGGAAAAAGAAAAAAAAAAUAUCCAGCUGGUUGACAGCCUACACAUUGAGGAUGGGGAAGAUGACAGACAACCCGCAGUGCCUUCAUCAAGCCAGCUGCUUCCCCACCACAUCUCUGGUGACAGCGUGGGCAAGACCCAGUUCUAAUUAAGGAUUGUCACGCACCAUCCUGUCCAGAGGGCACUGGAAGAAACAGCUUCCCUCUGUCCCGCACCGCGGCCCUUCCUGCGACGUCUUCACCUCCGAGGGACUGUGGGCUGUCACAAGGAUUAAUUACACUGCCACCCCCUUGGAUGGGAAAGGAAAUCACGGUUAUUAGGUUUUGAUUAAAGCUUCAUCAAGAGACGUUAUCGGCUGUUUGAAGACUGCUGAUGAAACAGGCCACUGUAUUUCCUGAAAAGACAAAUUGCAUGCCGACAGAGCCAACCCACCACGAGUGGUCCACUUAGCCUCUGAGCAUCGCGGGUGAUGUCCGGCACCGCCUGCUGGCCACCAACCUGCAGAAGCGGCCGUCGGGAGGCUCCGAAGCUCCCUGGCCACCCCUGUCUUGUCCUGGCCUGCCACUGAGCCUCUAUCUCUGGGUUCUUUCUUGGGAGUUCUUGCCCAAUUAGGCGUGGUUUCCUCCAGCCCAUCCCUGGGCUCCCCCCCCACCUCAGGGAAGCAGAAACGGCGACCAUGAGGAAAAGAACUCUCAAAGUGCUCACGUUCCUCGUCCUCUUCAUCUUCCUCACCUCCUUCUUCCUGAACUACUCUCACACCAUGCUGGCCACCACCUGGUUCCCCAAGCAGAUGGUCCACGAGCUCUCAGAGAACUUCAAGAAGCUCAUGAAGUAUUCCAACAGGCCCUGUACCUGUACUCGCUGCGUUGGGCAGCGCAGGGUCUCCUCUUGGUUCGACGAGCGAUUCAACCGGUCCAUGCAGCCGCUGCUGACCGCCAAGAAUGCACUCCUGGAGGAAGAUACCUAUAACUGGUGGCUGAGGCUCCAGCGGGAGAAGCAGCCUAAUAACCUGAACGACACCAUCAAGGAGCUGUUCCAGGUGGUGCCCGGGGACGUGGACCCCCUGCUGGAGAAGGGCUCGGUGGGCUGCCGGCGCUGCGCUGUCGUGGGCAACUCGGGCAACCUGAGGGAGUCCUGGUACGGGCCUCAGAUAGACAGUCACGACUUUGUGCUCAGGAUGAACAAGGCCCCCACUGCAGGGUUUGAGGCCGACGUUGGGAGGAAGACCACCCACCACCUUGUGUACCCCGAGAGCUUCAGGGAGCUGGCGGAAAACGUCAGCAUGGUUCUGGUCCCCUUCAAGACCGUCGACCUGGAGUGGGUGAUCAGCGCCACCACCACGGGCACCAUCUCCCAUACCUACGUUCCUGUCCCUGCCAAGAUCAAAGUGAAAAAGAAUAAGAUCCUGAUUUACCACCCGGCCUUCAUCAAGUACGUCUUCGACAGCUGGCUGCAGGGCCACGGGCGGUACCCGUCCACCGGCAUCCUCUCGGUUAUCUUCUCACUGCACGUCUGUGAUGAGGUGGACCUGUACGGCUUCGGGGCGGACAGCAAAGGGAACUGGCACCACUACUGGGAGAACAACCCGUCGGCGGGGGCUUUUCGGAAGACCGGGGUACACGAUGGGGACUUCGAGUCCAACGUGACGGCCACCUUGGCAUCCAUCAACAAAAUCCGGAUCUUCAAGGGGAGAUGACGCUGCGAAGGGCUGAGGACAGGUGCAUCACGUGUGACUCCGCAUCCAGCCCCAGCUUCCCACCGGAGCCAUUCUUCUCCAGGAACUUCGAGGCCCAGCCUCAGGGGUGUGCCCAGGUGCCCCUCGCAGCCUCUUGCACCCCAACAUUUGGCAGCAUCUACUGAGCAAGGUCGCCGACCCCAGCCAGGGCUUCAGAGCAAGUCUCAGAACCAGUCUCGAGAGGGGAGAACCCCCUCCUCGCUGCUGUUCCGGGCUGGAGGAGGCGGGGAGACUCUGCAGAGAUCCCAUCCGAGGAUUCCCAUGUUCUAGAGGAGAGAAUGGUCUCCCGGGGGGGAGCACAGAGGCUACACCCCCGAGGGGUCCGGGGUCAACACUCUGAUUCUCGCUGGGAAGUUUCUGGGUGAAGAUGACCUCCAGGACAGCCACCCCACCUCCCCUUUCUGCCCAAAGAUCGCUGAACCGUGGCCAGGAGGGGUCCCCGCCCUGAAAGUCUUUAGCGACUCGAAAUGCCCGGGAGAUGUCUUCUUCCCAAGCUGACGUCUCCUCCAGUAAUUGACCUCUGUGGUUAUCAUGAGGGCUGAGCGCGGGUCUAAGUGCUUCCAUGUGCCUUGGUACUUGGGGGAGAAAUGCAUGCCUUGACUGAAAUGUGGCAAAAGCCCCAACUUGGGGAAGGGGACCCCAGCAGUGCGCUCCCCUUGGUCUGUAGCUGGGAACAGUGUUCUAGUUUCUGGAGCCAGUGUCUGAGCUGCAAGAAAGCUCAGUUGGAACUAGAUUCCAUCCAGAGGCCCCCUCAGCCAUGGACCAUACAUUCUUAUUUUCAUAGACUAUUGGAUUUGGUGCCUGAAACCUUCCAGAGCUUUGCGGCGGAGGUGGGACACCAGCCAGCAGUUGCCACCAGGGUCAGAUCCCCCCUGGCCACCUGUGUGAGGACAUCCUAGAAACGUGACCGUCAGAGGGGAGAAGUCAUACCUCAUCCUUCACGUCCCAGCUGCUCUUUCUUCCUCGUCAGCCUUCCUGAUUAUUUAUUGUUUUGUCUUUUAAAUUCAACUGACAUCAUCUGCACUUUGUGACUUGGGUGUGCUCGCUUCGGCAGGCAGCUGGGGUGUAGGCGCUCAAAGCCAGAUUUGUAGAAACCUUCAGACGUGGGGUACUGGGGUGUUCAGGGCUUGAGGGCUUGCUGGUGGGCAGACCCUGGGGUGUCGGGUUGGUAGGCUUACCGGAUGUUAUGUAUCUCCUUCUCUUCCAGCCCCACUUUCUUCUUCCUCAUUGUGGGCUUAGAUUCAGUCUCGGGCUAAGAAUCUCCAAACCAAGUGGUACUGUCUUGGGGCUGGGUGGAAAUAGACUCAAAGUCCCAGGCAGCGCUUGUGGUAAAGAACCUGCCUGCAAAUGAAGGUGACCUAAGAGAUGUGGGUUUGAUCCCUGGGUUGGGAAGAUUCCCCUGGAGGAGGAAAUGGCAACCCACUCCAGUCUUCUUGCCUAGAGAAUCCCAUGGACAGAGGAGCCUGGCGGCCUACAGUCCAUAGGGUUGCAAAGAGUCGGCCACGACUGAAGCGACUUAGCACGCACGCACUGACACUUAAUAAAAAAAAAAGAAAUCUCUUGCUGUCCAGGGCAUUCCCUGAAGGGCCAUGGGUGCCUUGAGAAGGUGUGACCGUGGCCUGGAGGAGGAUGAAGGAUGCUACUCUCAGAGGCCAGGGGUCCCACCCCACCGCACCCUGCAGCCCUCUGGCAAGCCCUGCCCUCCGCCUCUGAGUCCCCCUCUGCCAACGGGGAGGGCCCACAGUGGCUAUCGGUCAUUCACAAGUGUCCCUAGAAGUCACACACCCUGCUGGUUCUUCCCCAGAGUGUUUGCCUGGGAAGAGGGUCCAGUUUUUCUUUGAUUCUCAAAGAUUCAGAAUCCAGAAAGUCUUUUUUUUAAAAAAAAAAAAAAGCAAGCAAACAAAAAAACUGUUCUAGCAUUAAAAUCCUCCAAAACCGAAGACCGUCUUGCCUGACAAAUGCUUGUCAAUUGCUGUGAGGUCACGAUUCCCAGCAUAAAUCCUCAGAGGCUAGAGGUCACGGCAGUCCUUGAGGAGGGGAACUCUGCCAGCGGGUGUGGGUUGACUGACUCGUGGCCGCCUGGUUUCCUCCCCAUGUCUCCGGCCACCAGGCUGUUCACUGUGACAUGCCUUGCAGGCCUCGGGUCCCCUUCUGCAGGUGAGCAAAGCAAGGCCAGAGAAGGGAAGCGACUGCACAAGUGAACCAGCUGUGAAAUAGAUUUCGAGCUGAAAAAGGAUGUUAUUGGCUCCCCAUUAGACCACCUAGAGGUGGGCUUCCCCCGCCCCUCCGAGAUCCUUAGUCGGUGUGAGUUUCUGACUACAAGCCUCUCACCACCCGGCUUUGUUCUCAGGCCACCAUGGGGCCCGAGGCAAGCUGUGACCUCUGCCUUCUCACUCCCUCCUUCCAGUGGAGGAGAUAGCAUCAUCACGUUUUUCCCACAGCUGGGGCAGAUAUGGCUUUGUGGCUGUCUCCUGGGCUUACCAAUGGCCACCUAAGCAAAUCCAGCCAGCCACUGUGGCCAGGAUUAACACACCAUUGCCUUAAACCAGGGGGGCCCAUACCCAGGGUUAACGGUGGCCGAGACCUGGACAAUAGUGUUUCCACGGGGGUUUGGCCAUCAGCCGGAGGAUGAGAAGCACCCACAAGGGGAGGCUGUCUCUGUGGCCCAGCAUACCAGCCCAGGCUCUGCCCAUCCCACAGACAGAGCUCCUUGGAGACUAGCCCUGGGCAAGGGUUAGAGGCAUUCCUGCUGCCGUGGUCAGUGCUGAGCCUGAAGCUAAACAGGCCAAGCUAAUGAGGGAGAAAGACGUCAGCAACACCCCAGCCUUCUGGCUCCCCGAAACCAGUGCUCUCUGGUGCUGGAGCAAAACCUACGCCUGCAGCCAUAUCCCCUGGAGCCUCUGGCCUCACCCUCGGGAAGGGGAAGAAAGGAGGGAGGAAGGGUAGUGAUCUGGGGUAGAGAAGAAAGUUCUUGAGCGGAUGCGUUUGGGAACCCCAGCUUCAUCAGGUAUUGUCCAGAAGACCACCUGGGCUGGGCUUAGUGGGAGAAGCCAGAUCUAAGGAAAUAGGAUGUAAAAGGGAGAAGCCAGGUGACAAGGGAUGGGCAGGUGAUUCCUAUGGUGUGUGGGGUGGGGCGCAGGUUCAGAGGAGACCCCCCCCCCCCAGGCUCGGCUGUGGCCAGAAGGGCCAGCGAGAGGCCAAACCUACCUCGAUGCAAACUGGGCCUCUGGGUCCAAGGCGGAAUAGAAUCACAGAGAAUGCUGAGAACUGUGAUGUUAGCUUUAACUGUUUUCUUCAAGGCAGCCUGAACCCAAAGAAAAAGUGGAGAACUGAAAACAGCUCGCCCUCCCUCACGUGGUUGUGGUCGGAAGUGCUUUCUGCAGGAAGCCGUCAGGACCGGCAACUGUUCUGGCCCCUCCAAAGAGGCGGGGGCUGUCACUGCGUCCAUCAGGGAUAUCUGGUCUGUGGCAGGGCUGGCCACAGGCCCUUGGCUGGUCAUCCUCUUGUGGGGUCUGGGCUAAUGUGUUUUGAGCGCCCCCUGGGGGCUGUGGGGGGUACAGGACACCUCUGCACAGAAGAGGGUGAGGAACAGCUGCCAGGCAAGGUGGCACCUCACAGUCUGUCCUUACCCAAAGCAAUGCAUUUCCUCCAAGCCUGCCUCCAGCCUCCCGUUUCCCUGCCAGCCCACCGGAGAUCUGUACUUAUAUUGAACUUGACCCUGUUGCUCAGCUUCUGAUCUGCCAUCGUCGCCCACCCACCCAAGAUCCUGGUCCAGACACCAGCUUUAAUCCGGGUCUGUGUCAGGAGCCCCCACUGGGCCCGAGUAGCAUGGACGUGGUGCACCAUCGCACUAGCCCUUAACCCAGUUUGUGUCAAAGCCAAAGUUCCCUGAGCACUAUUCCGCUCUUUGCAGUCCUGUUGGUGGGUUCAUUGGUGGUGGUUUAAAGUCCGCUUUCUUCGUCUGCCCCUCCUUGCCUGGCUCCCAUGUUUUGCAGCUGAGUGUUCAUCUGGAUGCUUUUUUGAAUGAAGUUGGCAAGAGUCUGCCUUCCACAGCCUCUGCUCUAUUUUUUAUUUUUAAUUUAUUGUUGACUAUUUCCAAUGAUCCAAAUCAAAAUGAAUAAAAGAGAGCUAUUUUAUCGUU
Messenger RNA from Odocoileus virginianus texanus, 8134 nucleotides. RefSeq names its product ST3 beta-galactoside alpha-2,3-sialyltransferase 1 (gene ST3GAL1). NCBI's taxonomy places the organism in Eukaryota, Metazoa, Chordata, Mammalia, Artiodactyla, Cervidae. Gene Ontology annotation, molecular function: beta-galactoside (CMP) alpha-2,3-sialyltransferase activity. Gene Ontology annotation, cellular component: membrane. The record is from RefSeq and is a predicted model, not a curated record. Gene Ontology annotation, biological process: sialylation.